UCUCGCGAGGCCGCGCCCCGGCUCGGCUCGCGCGGGCGUAGUGCACGCGGUUGUGGCCGCCUGGCGGCGGGAGAAGCCGCACUCGCGCCAACGGACGUGUUUCUGCGCUCGCGUGGUCAUGGAGGCGCUGCCGCUGCUAGCCGCGACGACUCAGGCCCAUGGCCGGCAAUUAAGGCUGCUUCUGCUGCCGCUACUGCUGUUCCUGCUGCCUCCUGGAGCUGUGCAAGGCUUGGAGACAGAGGAGAGGCCCCGGAACCGCGAAGAGGAGUGCCACUUCUACGCGGGUGGACAAGUGUACCCGGGGGAGGCAUCCCGGGUGUCAGUCGCAGACCACUCCCUGCACCUAAGCAAAGCCAAGAUUUCCAAGCCAGCACCCUACUGGGAAGGAACAGCUGUGAUCGAUGGAGAAUUUAAGGAGCUGAAGUUAACUGAUUAUCGUGGGAAAUAUUUGGUUUUUUUCUUCUACCCACUUGAUUUCACGUUUGUGUGUCCAACUGAAAUUAUCGCUUUUGGCGAUAGACUUGAAGAAUUCAGAGCUAUAAAUACUGAAGUGGUAGCGUGCUCUGUUGAUUCACAGUUUACCCAUUUGGCCUGGAUUAAUACCCCUCGAAAACAAGGAGGACUUGGGCCAAUAAGGAUUCCACUUCUUUCAGAUUUGACCCAUCAGAUCUCAAAGGACUAUGGUGUAUACCUAGAGGACUCAGGCCACACUCUUAGAGGUCUCUUCAUUAUUGAUGACAAAGGAAUCCUAAGACAAAUUACUCUGAAUGAUCUUCCUGUGGGUAGAUCAGUGGAUGAGACACUACGUUUGGUUCAAGCAUUCCAGUACACUGACAAACAUGGAGAAGUCUGCCCUGCUGGCUGGAAACCUGGUAGUGAAACAAUAAUCCCAGAUCCAGCUGGAAAGCUGAAGUAUUUCGAUAAACUGAAUUGAAAAAUACUUCAAGUUAUGAUGCUUGAAAGAUCUCAAUAAAGUUCGCGGUUGUAUUAACACA
Molecule: messenger RNA, 995 nt
Organism: Saimiri boliviensis boliviensis (Bolivian squirrel monkey)
Lineage: Eukaryota; Metazoa; Chordata; Mammalia; Primates; Cebidae
Gene: PRDX4
Product: peroxiredoxin 4
Biological process (GO): cellular response to stress; cell redox homeostasis; hydrogen peroxide catabolic process
Cellular component (GO): cytosol; endoplasmic reticulum
Molecular function (GO): thioredoxin peroxidase activity
Source: RefSeq, a predicted model, not a curated record